Dioscorea cayenensis subsp. rotundata (Guinea yam) is the source of this 1720-nucleotide messenger RNA. Its product is annotated as CBL-interacting protein kinase 32-like. The record is from RefSeq and is a predicted model, not a curated record. Gene Ontology annotation, molecular function: ATP binding; protein kinase activity. The coding region runs from base 145 to 1473 and encodes 442 amino acids. Lineage: Eukaryota; Viridiplantae; Streptophyta; Magnoliopsida; Dioscoreales; Dioscoreaceae. Gene Ontology annotation, biological process: protein phosphorylation; signal transduction. The transcript is spliced from 15 exons.
CAAUUUGCCCUUUCACUCUGUCCCAAUCAUCAAAACUCUUCUCUUGAUUGAUGCCACAUGUGCAAUUUCUCCCUCCGUCAAUUCUCCUUUCAUUCCUUCGUUUUUCUCUCCUCCUCACCUUCAUUUAUAGGAAAAUCUUAGGAAAUGAGUUCAAGCAAAGUGAAACGACGAGUAGGCAAGUAUGAACUUGGAAGGACAAUUGGGGAAGGAACAUUUGCAAAGGUUAGGUUUGCGAAGAACUCUGAGACAGGGGAACAUGUUGCCAUCAAGAUCCUCGAUAAAGACAAAGUUCUUAAGAAUAAAAUGGUUGAACAGAUUAAACGAGAGAUCGCCACUAUGAAGUUAAUAAAGCAUCCUAAUGUUGUACGGUUAUUCGAGGUAAUGGGUAGCAAAACAAAGAUAUUCAUUGUUAUGGAAUUUGUCACAGGUGGGGAACUCUUUGACAAAAUCGUUAACCAUGGGCGAAUGCGGGAAGAUGAAGCAAGGCGAUACUUUCAUCAACUAAUUAAUGCUGUUGAUUACUGUCAUAGCAGAGGUGUAUACCACAGGGACUUGAAGCCUGAAAAUUUACUGCUUGAUGCAUAUGGAAAUCUCAAAGUUUCUGAUUUUGGAUUAAGUGCAUUAUCUAAACAAGUCAAGGAUGAUGGGUUGCUUCACACCACUUGCGGAACUCCUAAUUAUGUUGCUCCGGAGGUUCUAAAUGAUCGAGGUUAUGAUGGCGCGACAGCAGACUUGUGGUCUUGUGGGGUUAUUUUAUAUGUCCUGCUAGCAGGGUACUUACCUUUCGAUGAUGCUAAUCUUAUAACCCUCUAUAAAAAAAUUUCUGCUGCCGAAUUCUCAUGCCCUUCAUGGAUAUCUUUUGGUGCCAUGAGAUUGAUAACAAGAAUUCUGGACCCGAAUCCUAUGACACGAGUAACCAUACCUGAAAUAUUGGAGGAUCCAUGGUUUAAGGUUGGAUACAAGCCCCCUGUCUUUGAGGAGACAUAUGAAGCUAAUUUAGAUGAUGUGGAGACUGUUUUCAAGGACUCAGAAGAGCAUCAUGUAACAGAGAAGAAGGAAGAAGAACAACCGACUUCCAUGAAUGCAUUUGAACUGAUUUCAAUGUCACAGGGACUUAAUCUCGGGAAUUUAUUCGAUCACAAUCAAGAAUUUAAACGAGAAACACGGUUUACAUCCAAGUGUCCAGCUAAUGAAAUUAUCAAUAAGAUUGAAGAAGCUGCAAAGCCCAUGGGAUUUGAUGUACACAAGAAAAACUACAAGAUGAAGCUGGAAAACGUGAAGGCAGGAAGAAAAGGAAAUCUCAAUGUUGCCACUGAGAUAUUUCAAGUAGCCCCAUCGCUUCAUAUGGUUGAGGUUCGGAAGGCUAAAGGUGACACGCUAGAAUUUCACAAGUUCUACAAGAAUCUCUCUACCAGUUUGGAAGAUGUGGUGUGGAAAUCAGAAGAGGAUAUGCAAGAGCAAGCUAAAAAAUGACAAAAGAACAGAAACAAUAAAUGGUUUUAUUUUUUUAUUUUUUUUAUUUUUGGUUUUGUUUUGUGGUAUUAUCAAUUCCACUAUGAUCACAUUGCCUUGUCGCAUUUUUGUGGAGCAGCUACGCACAAGCUAAGCCACAUUUCAUCGGUAGCAUGUGUUUCCUGCUUCUUUCUGACUUUAACACUUUAACAUUGGAAUGUUAUCACAUGAAGAGCUUGAAAGACCGAAAUUUGUGGAGUUUGUUGUA